This is a messenger RNA of Mytilus trossulus (common blue mussel), 7035 nucleotides long. RefSeq lists its product as uncharacterized. The transcript is spliced from 15 exons. NCBI's taxonomy places the organism in Eukaryota, Metazoa, Mollusca, Bivalvia, Mytilida, Mytilidae. The record is from RefSeq and is a predicted model, not a curated record. The coding region runs from base 450 to 3971 and encodes 1173 amino acids. Gene Ontology annotation, molecular function: guanyl-nucleotide exchange factor activity.
UAAACAAACAAUAAAUGAAUUCAGUAUUAAUAUUUGCUUUUCUAUAUUGAAUUUGCAUGAAAAUUGAUUACACCGCAUUUAAAAUCCAUUCAUAUGUACAUCUUAACACACGUCACAUUCCAAACACACGUACACAACUGUUUACAACAUAUGAGUAAUCUCAGUUUUCUAAUCCACUUGAAUGACAAAGAUUUAGUUUAUCAUGCAUUUCUAAUGGUGAUUUCAACUUUAGUCUGUGGAACAAAAAAUUAGAAUAAACAGAUCAAUGGAACAAAUGUUUGGAAUUUAUAUGUGUAAACAUUGAUAUAGAUAAAAUGUAAGAUAAACUGUGACACAAAGUAGAUAUUAAAUCAUAGUGGAAUUUAAAUCCUUAAAAAAUAAAAAUGUCAUGUUAUACUUCUUGAUAAAGAUUGAAAUUCAAGGGAUAUUAUUUCUGCCAAAAUACCAAUAUGGACCAGGGAGAACUUGCAGAACAGCUGGCUUUGGUCCAAGAAAUGGUACAAGAAAUGAAGCAUGGGUUCUCCAGCGCCAUGGAGGAGCUUGCUAAGAUACAGUUCGGGGAUCAGAAACUUCAACAACAAAUGACCAGUGAACGAGACCAACAUGAACUGGAGGUGAAAGAUUUAACCGGUGCUGUCAAUCUGUUAAGAGAAGACAUCAAAUCUUUUUCAUCUCAGCUGAAUGAAGUGAGUGACACCCAGAAGAAUUUAGAAGAAAAAGUAAACAGUAUGGAGUGGAAAAAUAAAAACUUUAUAAAGGAGGAACUUGAAAGACUUGGAAUUUCUGAUAAAAACAGGUCAUCCCCUGCACCAAGUCGUAAUAAGAGGUCUCCUAGUCCAACAAAAGAUGUAUCACCCAUGGUUCAUCCAUAUCUAGCAAGCUUACAACAACAGCAACAGAAAAAUGUUGAAGAAGAUAACCAGUCAAUAACAGCUUUGGCAUGUAAGAGUUUGAAUUUGUCCCAGGCUCUACAUGAGAAAUGUUUACAUUUAGACAUGUCAGUAUCUACCAGUGAUGAGGAAGAAGCUGUCAGAAUGUCAAAGAUGCCUCCAUUUCCUGUUGCAGUGAAAGAAUCAAGCUAUUAUCAGGAGACACACCCAUUUGCACCACAGAAAAUCCCACCACAUGAACAGCUUAUGGAAGAAGUACAAAGAGAGAAGAUAGCACAAGAAAUGGUGGAUGCUGAAAAAAGUUACUGUUCACACUUAUGGACAAUUAUAGAUGGCUACAUGAACACUUUACGACAAGAAGAAUUAAUGAGUUCUAGAGAAUUAUCAGAAAUGUUUCCUCCAGUCAUUCCACAUAUUUACGAACAACAUUGUAUAAUGCUCAGGAAAAUGGAAGAACGAUUGUUAAAAUGGAAGUACAGUGGAAUUAUGGGAGAUUUAUAUGUACGAUUAACAGAUCCACAAAAUAUAGAUGGUUUAGCUUUGUAUAAAGAUUACAUUACAGAAUUCCCAUCAGUUAUCAACAGUAUGAAUCUAUGGUUUGCUCAGUCAGCAAGAUUCAGGGAUAUCAUGAGGAGUUCAUGUUUAGCCUCAUCCAGUAUAGUACCAUUGUUAUUAGCACCAUUACAACAGAUACCCAAAUACUCACUGCUUAUAAAGAAUAUGUUAAAGUUUACCAGUUCAGAUCACCCAGACAGAUAUUAUUUAGAAUCAUCAUUAUCAAGGUUAAAGAAUUUCCUAAAUACAAUGAAUGAUGACCUUGAAGGUGCCAUGCAGUUUCUUAACAUUGGUAAACCUCCAAUAUCUCGGUCCAGAGAUAGCGGGAACUCCGUCAGAUCACAGUCCAGUGGUAGUAGCUGUGAAGCUAACCGAGUGUCAAGUGCUAGAGAUAGUGGGAUCCAUUCCAAUGGUGAAGAUAUGGGUAGACAUGCAGCAUCCCCUGCUACUACUAGGAGGUAUGUUCUUCAGGUGCUAAGAGAUAGAAGAGAAAGGGAACAGACCGGUGAACAUUUUCAUAAUGGACCUGCAUUGAAUCCGAUGAGGCCUAAUGUUCAUGCAUUUGGUAGUCAUCCUGAUCUAAGUGGACCAGAGUACCAUGAUUACUUUAAUAAUGUCCGUCAUGUGCCUGCAUACAUGCCAUAUCAAAAUGGACAGAAAAUGUAUUCAAGUUUAACAAAAAUUCCAACAAAAAGUCCUGAAAGAAGUCAAGAUAAGCCAGCACGUAAGAUUAAGAUACGUAAGAGACCAGAAAGUCAGAAAAGUCUACCACUACCAAAUUCAAACUAUCUAAGACCUCUAACCCCUCAUUUACCUAUGGGUGGAUUAUCAAGUCGUGACAGUUUUGAUGAUCAAGCUGUUCCUAGGAAGAAACAACCUAGCAGACGACAGAUGCGGCCAGCAUCCUCCAUUGAUUUUUCACAUGCAGAUAUUGAAAGACGGGAAAUGUUUGCAAAAAGUUUCACAAAUUCAGGAAAUUUUAACCAGGAAGACUCUUAUCAAAGAGGACGUAAUGAAUUUUCUCCAGAAAUUUAUGAAAGGAAGGAAAGCCAUCAAGAAAAACUUUAUCGUCAGAGUCAACUGAAUUCACCACGUGGGCAGCCUGGAGAAGGUAGAGCAAGGAAUGAUUUACAUAUGUCUCUUCAGAAAUUGUUAGCUGAACGACAAAAAGCAGAUUUAGAUAAACAGAGACAAGAUAACUAUGAAGAAAACCAUCCAUAUGCAAAUGAUCCUCCAUUUAGACCUCUAGCAUCAAGUUCUGUAGAGGAAAACAUAGACAUUAACAAUAAACCGCCAGAACUUCCUCCAAAAAAUACAGAACAAGUAGAGGAUUAUGGGAUAUUUGGAGACGAUGACGAGGAGGAAGAGGAGGAUGAAGAUGAUUAUGAAUAUGAUGAUGAUUAUCGGGACAGGAAACCAGUGCCAGAAAACCAGAAUGUAUCAAGACUACAAGAAGUAUUAGAAAAUUCAGAUACAUCAUCACCAGAACCAGUGACAAUUGAAAGUGAACAAAGUGUUUCUCAAUCACGAACAAAACAUUAUGAAAUGGAUUCUGAUCACGAAGAACAGUCACUAACAGAAUCUUUGUCUCUUGAUCUUACCAUUAGUGGUAGUUCAACACAUGAUCAGAAUUUUAGUGGGAGAGGUGAAGAAAGUGAAAAAUUGUCAAAUGAAGAAAAAAGUACAAAAAGAGACAGAAAAAUGAGACCUGAAAAUUUAGUUCCUAUGAAACCUGAAAGGAGAAAAACUGUGGCUAGCACUACUCCUAUUGAAGUCAAAAGUGAUGACAUUGACAGUGGAAGUGAAAGAAGACAUUCUUUUGUUCAAGGUCAAAAGCCUCCAGAAGAAUUUAGAAAACCAGAAACAAUUAAUUCUGAAUCAGAUAAAAAUCAGUUAAGUAUUUUUUCAGGAGAUACAGACAAGAGAAUGACUAAACCAUUGUCACUUAAAGCAAGACAAAUGGAUGCAUUUAACAUUGCACCUCCUAAGGAGGCAACUUUCUCUGUUUCUCAAUUGAGAAGUCGUGAAGGAACAGCUAGAAAAUUGCCACAAGUUAAUGGACGAUUUAGUGUUCCUGUGUUUGAUUCAAAUUAUAAAUCCAAAAUUCCAACACCUCCACUUAGUCCUACAGACAGUAAAUCAUCAAAAACAGGAAGUGUUAAAGAAACAAAAAUCCCGGUUUACUCGCCAUUAAAAAAGAAAGGAGAAAAAUCUUCCACUGAAAAUAUAUCCCGGUCAACUGAAGAUGUGUCCAAGUUAAAAAAGAAGAGUCACUUCAAGGAUUCAAUCAAAAGUUUCUUUGGGAGGAAAAGGAAGACAGGCAAAUACAAGUUUAAAGAUCUUUCGGCAUCAACCAAUGACUUGUGGAUGGGAGGAUUUGAUAAUGUGAUAGACAUUGAUAUUGCAGAAGAUAGUAACACUAUAUACCAUGAAGAAUUUCUAUCCACCUUUCCACGUACAGCCUCGGCAAACAGAAAUCCACCUCCUUACAAUUAUUUCGUUGAAGAACCUUGCAGUGCUGUCUGAAGCUUGUACUAAUACAUUUACAUCAUGCAUGAUAGGAUAUCUGUGUGUUUGGGAAGAACAAGACAGCGGGAUUAUGACUGAAUACCUCUAACACCAACACCUUUUUAAAUGUCUCUUUUCCUUUUAAGUUUAAAUCAAUUUCAGAUCAUUUUUCUGUAUUCUGUAAACAGCAUCUAAACCCUCAUGUACAAGAAAUUAUUCUCACUUACCUGACUGGUCAAGAUAUUUGAUUGGGGAAGAAUACGAUAAUCUAUCAUUAUUUUGUUCUGAUUCACCCAUAGAACACAAAAUUCAAUAUUUUUGUACUUGAACUGUUUAUGUUUAAAUAUUCAGACAAAGUUUUACAUUCUUAAUGAGUUCUAACAUGAAAUUAAGUCUUUACAUUUGUUUCUUGUUAUAAUACAUGUACAUAGUUUUGGCCUUCCCAAACAUAACACAUAAUUGUCAUUUAUAAACAUGAUUUGCAUGGGGCAACUGCAUUCAUCUCUCAUCAGGUCACCAUUAUUAUAAUAAACUUUCAGUGGGAAGUCUAGUUGAUAUAAAUUGCUUGCUAUAAAACCAUUUCAGCUGACAAGCUGACAAAUUUUAAGUUUAAAGACUUACAAAAAGUACAAUAAAGUAAAAUAAUUAUGUCCUCUGUAUGGAUAAAACAAGAUUCUUGAAAUCUUUAUUUCAAUUAAUUAAACAUUAAGAAAUUCUUUAAAAUAUUUUAUUUGGUUAUGAAAAGAAAAUCGGUGACCUCUUAGAUAGAGUUGAUUUGCAUAGGUUUUCAAAAUCAACCUAAGGAGAGGAAAUGGUUUCUAUAAAGAUGCAAACAAACUGCUUGUUUUUCUUUCGAAAUCUUAUGCAAAGUUGUCUUUAAAUACUGAAGUGUAACGAUUAAGAUCUUUGGGGCUGAUGAUAUGCUGUCGUGUAUCUAUUUUUGCCGAAAUAAGCCCUGUAUUUGUUUACCAUUAUUAAAGUUGUGUCAGAACCUUUCCUCUCCUUGCACAUUUUUACCUUUCGUUAUUCCAUCAUUUUGCUUUCAAAAAGCAUGAUAAGCCUGUUGCAUGUAAUUCCAAUUUCACAUGCUGUUAAGGAGUUCACAUUUGUUCCAUUAAUGUGUUAUAUAAGAGAGAAAAAACUAACAUGUAAAUUGAAAUGUUUAUAUGAACAAAUCUUGGAACAAAUGAAAUAUAGCUAACAUGUCUUCAAACAGACAUAAAUUGUACAACCUCUACCAAAAAUUUGAAAAUCAAUAUAUAUUUAUAUAUAGUUAUGGCAUUUAAAAAGUCUUGAAAAAAUUAACGAAAAAUCUUUAUUUAACACAACAAUAUUGUAUGUUUAUGAAUUUGGCUGGUAAAGACUGAAUGCACCAUGUCUAAUUGAUUUUAAGAUUUUGUUGACAUAUAUAUAUUUUGUUGUGUAUUAUUAGAAAAAGAGAUAUCAGCACCUUAAGUUAAUUGAACCAUGUACAAUUUAUGCUAUAUAUUUAAUCAUCGAUUCAUUUUUGUCUGUAAGAAAAAGCAUUUAUAAUAUUAACUAUGCAUUUAGAACAGACUUCAAUAGUCGUCACCCCUGUUAGUUAAGACACCAAAUUGUAAACAUUUUUAUAGUGCAAUAUUUAUCAUUGUUUACCAGUAUUUGUUUAUCAUCAUCUGUCCAUAUUGGAAUUUUGUUUUAAUAUAAAUUUGAUUCCUAAAAUCAUACAUUUAUUCAUGUAGGUUCUUUCAUUCUUAUUCCCAAAAAUCUCUUUUAAGGUGGUACCUAACACUACAGGGAGAUAACUCUCUAAAAUCAGCUAAACGUUUUAAUUAUGUUGUGUUGUAAAGGGAACAUAAAGCUUCUCAAUGAUCAAAAUUGGUAUUUGUCAAACUGCUAUAUGACCAGUGUAAUUUUUCUGACAAAACGGUUGGUUCAAAAUUUUUGAAAUUUUUAUAUUUUUGUUCAAGGGUCAAAGUAAAUACUUUGACAAAAUUUUAUGAAAAUUAAACGAGCCAAAUUAAUUUUAGUGAAAGUGUUGGGUACCACCUUAAAUGUCCCAAAUCUCAGUGACAUAGAAUAUAAGAUUUACUGUAGAGUAAUAGAAGAACAACCACUAAUUUUAAUGAAUAAUCUGUUAGAGGAAACAAAAUUAAAGUAUAGCUUAGAUGUUAUUGUUUGCUAUAUUGAAAUUUAGUCUAUUCUAAGACUCAGUGGAUUCUGUGCAUCUAUAGACAGCAAACCGGUAAUCUGAAGUUCAAAAUAUUUUAAAAUCAAGGUAUUGAACAACAAUUAAAAGUUCAAUUUGAGGCAAUUAAAACCCCAAAUAAUGACUUCUUGCCCAAAUCUUUUAAGUGCCAAAUCAAACAAUAUUUGUAUGGGUUUUUGUUGUGAUGUGUGAACUGUAGUUUGAUUCUACUUUGUAGGGGACAGGGUCUUUAUAAGUUUUCAGAAGAAUUAUUUCAGCCAGUGCACACUUUUACAACCAUUGUAUUAUCUGUAUGGCCUACUUAUUCAACCGUAAAAAUUUUGAUAUUUUUUUUAUACAAUUUGUAAUGUGACUUGAAUAAGUGUACAGGUAAUCAUGAUCCACUCUAAAAUUUCCAUCAUUUUGGAAUUUUAAGUUAGAUAUUAUAGAUCUGAUAUCUAGAUUCUCAUUAUUUACAAAAUCUGAUUAAGUAAUUAUUGAACAUUGAAUUAUAUUCUUCAGUAAAUAUGCUGUCUAAAAAUCUUUCAUUAAGAAAUAUACAUGGCACUGUUUUACAUUUAUGUAUUUAUACAUUUUCUAACAGAAUUAUCAUUGUGAAAUAGAUAUGUACAUAUAUCAUUGGAUCAGGUCAUUCAAGUUUUAACCAAAGUCACAUGAAGGAAGAAAUAACUGAUCAUUUCUACAUACAGUGCUGUAUUGAUAUUUUUAUAUUUAUACAUUCUUGUCUUCCAUAUCUAUUUUUAGAAUGCUAUGUCAUCAAAUUUUUAACAUAAUCAUCGAAUUAUAAUUAGAUUUGUAUUUAUAUUUUACAAAAUAUACAAAUUAUGUAAGAUAUUUUCAAAAUAUUUCAAUAUAUAUGUAAACAAAUGAAUUGAUAAAAACACUGAAACGAUA